This is a messenger RNA of Argiope bruennichi, 2317 nucleotides long. Its product is annotated as transmembrane protein 179-like. The coding region runs from base 254 to 922 and encodes 222 amino acids. The record is from RefSeq and is a predicted model, not a curated record. The transcript has a single exon. NCBI's taxonomy places the organism in Eukaryota, Metazoa, Arthropoda, Arachnida, Araneae, Araneidae.
UCGUUUUGUUUUGAUUUCGCCAUCUGUGUUUUGCAUCUUGUUCUGUGCUGUACGUCUUAGACCUGUAUAUUUAGUGUUGUAUUGCGUUGAUAUGUCGUUUUGAAUAUUGUCUUUGAAACAGAUCAAAUGUAUAUUGAUGGACUGUGUUAAAUUAUACCUUUAUUCUUCGAUGUGAUUACUAAAAACAGAAUUUUCACUGACCAAUUUAGUUAAAUUCUAGCUGUUUGGUGGUGUUCAUAUAAUUAAAAUCGACAUGGCUGUUAAUAAUGUGUUGUUGCUAUUCCAAGGAACUGGAUAUAUAGUUGCUCUCAUACUAUCUUUAUGUGUUGUUGUACCUCUUGCUUUAAAUUUGGAGUGUUUCAAAGGCCAUUGUUUACUUUUUACAACUGGAAGUUUCGGCGAUGAUGGUAAUUUUAAUGCCGAAUGGGCUUCGAAAGCUUACUGUGGAUAUGUAAUGUUCAUAAGCUCACUACUAGUUUUAGUGUCAUUUGUGCAGGCAAUUCGUAUGUUUACAAUGCUACGAAAAGAAACCGAUAGUUCUUUUUUGUCAGCAUUUUUGGACUGCAUCUCGACUAUGGUUUUCGCAGUGAUGGUCUUUGUUGCAGCUAACCUGGUCACACUAGGUUUCGAUACUUGGUGUCAUGCUGUAACGCAAAGAUUCCGCUCUUGUGAUGAGGCUUCUAUUAUGGAAAUUAGUAAAGCUGAUAAUGUUCAAACUAAAGGCUUCUUCAUCCAGAUUGGCACAGUGCAAUUUGGCAUUUGGAGUUCUUGGGUUUGCUGGGUUCUGUUAGCAGUGUUGUCUACUUUUAAAGUUUGCCGUUAUCAUGAAAGGGAAGUAAUAAGAGUUAGUAUGGCUCGCCAAAGACAAAAAAUAAUCAAUCAGAUGGAUUCAGACUCAUCAUGUUUGACUUCGAAUGAAUGAAUAUCAAAAUCCUUGCACGAAGAACAUAAAAUAUGGAACUUUUCCUUUUGCAAAAUCUAUGCAAAGUUCUCACAUUUCAUCAACUACCAAAAUCUAUGCAAUGUUCCCAUAUUUCAACAACUGCCUAAAUCUAUGCAAUGUUUCCAUAUUUCGACAACUACCAAAAUCUAUGCAAUGUUCCCGUAUUUCAACAACUGCCUAAAUCUAUGCAAUGUUUCCAUAUUCCGAUAACUGCCAAAAUCUAUGCAAUAUUCCUUGAAUACAGUCAAUGCAAUGAAAAUGUGAUUUAUUUCUAGCCUUACAGAAAAAUGAAAUUCUGCUCUUUUACUGUCCUUUUCUAAUGUUAUACUAUUUGAAAUGUGAUAUUUUAUACCAAAACUUUGUGCUUGUCAAACAAAAGAGAAAGAAUUUAAAUUGUGUAUGUGAAAAGUUGAAAUUUAUACUGAUCUUGGUUUUUUUCAUGUCAUAAAAUGGAAUUAAUGUUGUCAUUGACUUUAUGAUGAUGACUCUUAAUUUUACUGAGAAGCAAGAUUGCUUAAAUUGAAUCAUUUCAUCAUCAAAUGCUUAUUAUAAACUACUAUGAACUAUGAAAUUGUUUAAAAAUUUAAUUAGUUUUGUUAGAAUUUUAAAUAGUUUUUAUGUUAUUCUAUUAUCUUAUUUUAUAUUAGAGAUGUCUAUACUUACAAAAUAGAAUGAAUAAGUAUGACCAAAUAUGGAAAAUUGUAAUUUGAUUGUUUUUGUAACAAUAUCUAUUUAUAAGAUUGAAGUCUUAGUGCAGAAAAUUGUUUCAAUGCACAAUAAGGCAAUCUUAUGUUUUCAAUAUUGUAAUGAUUUGUCUAACUAACAUUGUAAUCUACUCUUUGUACUAUAUUCCUGUAGAAAGUUAUAUUUUUAAUAUAUAGUAGUUUUAUAGAUAUAUUAGUGAGAAAGAAAAAGAUCAUAAUUCUACUCUAUUUGUCAUAAAGUAGUUUUGCAUUUUAAAUAAUCUAUUUGUUAAAAUUAAUUCACAUCAGUAAAAUAUUAAAAAGUUGUAUUUAGUUCUGGUGAUAGUAUUAUUUACUUCCUAAAAUUUAUAUUUAAAUUAUUGUCAUUUUAUAUCUAUUGUUAUUGAGCAUAAACAUUGUAUAAAGCUGCGCUGUUUGGAACAAAAAUAUUUUUAAAUAUAAAUUUUUAAAAAUGUAGCUACAUUUAAUAGGUUAACUAUAAAUCAGUUUUUAAUUAUCAAUUAUUUUAAAGGACUUAAUUUUCUGCAAUAAUAUUUAAUGUAGGAAAUUUUAUAAGCAAGUUAAAUCAACAAAAAUUCACGUAAUUCUAUAAAAUUUAUUAUAAUUAGCAAAAUAUUUAAUGUAAAAUAUUGAUGUUUAAUAUUUAGUGCUGCUUUUUUCAGAUUAGAGU